Molecule: messenger RNA, 387 nt
Organism: Ostertagia ostertagi
Lineage: Eukaryota; Metazoa; Nematoda; Chromadorea; Rhabditida; Trichostrongylidae
Source: the annotation of a GenBank genome assembly
AUGUUCAGCCCAGAAGACUGCCAACGGGUGCUCAAGGCCAAAAAGAAAGGACGAAUAGACAAAAAGACAAAGUCUUUGGACGAGUGCCGUACUCAGCCGUCACCUCCACUUUCGCUUGCCCAAAAAUGGUUUCCUUUGGCUGAGGACCGAACUGCGGAUUCAGCGGAGAACACAAGGACAGCAGAACACAGACAGCGGAAAAAAGCGUCGAUGAAGCAGAUUUUCCCUAGAAUUGAGGUACACAAAGAUGAGAGCAGAAGUCGACAUUCACCGGAGACGCCCAACUUUGCGAAAUUCAUAGAUAUUGUGAAGGCAACUCAUAUUGCAAACGAAAGCGCGAAGAGUCCUUCGGAAGCGGAAGGUAAAAAACCAGUGGUACUUCAAUGA